Phytophthora nicotianae INRA-310 is the source of this 3414-nucleotide messenger RNA. RefSeq lists its product as hypothetical. The record is from RefSeq and is a predicted model, not a curated record. Gene Ontology annotation, molecular function: actin filament binding; calcium ion binding. The transcript has a single exon. Gene Ontology annotation, biological process: actin filament bundle assembly; actin filament network formation. Gene Ontology annotation, cellular component: actin filament; actin filament bundle; cytoplasm. The coding region runs from base 509 to 3304 and encodes 931 amino acids. NCBI's taxonomy places the organism in Eukaryota, Oomycota, Peronosporomycetes, Peronosporales, Peronosporaceae.
AAGUCGACCAAUUGAAUUCCACCGAGUAAGAUAAACAUCGCCUCCAACGAAGCCCAACAAGAAGAGUAUUUUCCUUUUACGACAAGAGCGCUGAAAUGGUCACCGCUUGAAUCUUUCUGCCUACUGCCACCUUUUCUUCACUGAGAUCGCCACCCAGUUCAGUCCCAAUAUUUCGCGCCCAUAAGCUCGCAACCCACGCUGUUUAUGACAAAAUCCACCGCCCAAACAUGUCGCGAUUAAAGCUUCAGCCGCGCAGAGCCCUUCAGGCUGAAGCUCACCACCAGGUUCUGGUCCAGGACUAGAGUAACAUCUUCAAGCAGUGAUCUUCUCUGUCUAGUGCCGUCGCUCCGCUCGCGGCAAAGUGCCAAUACAAGCCCUCGGAUAGACGACAUAAUCCACUUCAAGCUUGAUGAGCAACAUACUGCAAAGUUGCGUUAACGUUGCGCCAUGAAAAAUUCGAAACCGUAAUCCCUUUCUAAUCCAAUACUGCCCAGCUCUAUCGCUUUCAAUGUUCCCCCUUGAAGCUGCGCCCGUGAACGUUGUCAACUGUCACACCCCAAAGAGAAGCCCCAAAGACCGAGAGACGCCCAUGAGCUACCAGGUGUCGUCCGUCUUCCUGCAAAAGUUCUCGCCCAAAGAGAUCCACGAGCUCAAGCGCGUGUUCAAGGAGCACGACCGCGACUACGCGGCUGCUGUGCCCGUAUCCGAGCUACACACGGUCCUGCAGAAGCUGGGCGAGAAUGUGACGCCCAAUCAGACCACCGUCAUGCUGCAACAGACUAAGCUGGCUAGACCCGAGCAGAUCUCGUUCCAGGAGUUCCUGGAGCUUCUGCACGAUUUCCGCAAUGGAGCGAUCGCUCUGGACCCAGCGCUGCUCAUGGGUCACGCGUCAGUGGCCCCCACACCCGUCGCACAGGCCGCGCAGACCGCCGCUCCUAUUGCCCCUGAGCCCACAGCGACCGUGGAGACAACGCCAUUCUUUUCUAGCCAAAAGACGGUAUCUCAGACGCCUGAGUCGACGCCACAAGCGCCAGUUUUCGCUCAAAAAGCGCAAUGGCCACCUGCAGGAACGCCCACGACCCCUGCAGCGGCUCCUGCUCCCGCUGCGAGUAAGCCACAAUGGCCACCUGCUGCCAACCAAGCUGCGUCAUGGGGACACACGCCGUCGUCAGCUCCACAGCCUGCAGCUCCGACUGCAGCGCCUACACAUACAAAGCCACAGUGGCCUCCUGCAGGAUCCAGCGAAUCCAAGCCACAGCGGCCUCCUGCUGCGUCUACACCUGCUGCUCCUGCGGCUACUCCUCCCUCUGCAACCUCAAAAUGGCCGCCUGCCGGUGAUAAGAGCCCCACGAAGCCUCAGUGGCCUCCUGCAGGGACGUCGCCAAGUGCUUCGAAGCCGCAGUGGCCACCAACCGCUGCACCAGUUGAAUCUGCACCAAAGAGUCCCGUAUCUAAACCCCCGCAAUGGCCGCCAGCUGGAAACGGAUCUGCCAAGCCUCAGUGGCCUCCUAGCUCGCCGUCUCCUGCUCCAGUGGCCUCAAGUCCCUCAGAAACUCCGAAACGUGCUCAGUGGCCGCCUGCAGCUAGUACACCGCCACCGCCAGCUCCAGUGGUUCGCACGCCUCCGCGCUCUCCCGUGAAACCUGCUCCAACCUCGCCUGCAUCGGAGUACGUCGGUGGCGUCGACGCCCACACUUUGAGUGUGCUACAGCGUCGUGCGAGUGCUGCAGCACAGUACAACUCGACAAUCCACGAGGUGAAGGGCACUGCUGGUGGUCUGCACUCAUACUCAGAGGAAGAGACUGUCGCCUUCACAGAGCAUAUCAACAACACUCUGCAAGCAGACAAGGAUGUGGCGUCGUUGAUGCCUAUCAGUAUGGAUGCCGGUCUGUUCCGAGCUGUGUGCGACGGCGUACUACUGUGUAAACUCAUCAACCGGGCUGUACCCGAGACGAUCGAUGAACGAGCUCUCAACUUCGUGAAGCGCUCGAAAGAACUGAACGUGUACCAGAAAACAGAGAACCAGAACUUGUGCAUCAACGCAGCCAAGAGUAUCGGCUGCAGUGUGGUGAAUAUCGGUCCUGACGACUUGAUCGAAGGCAAACCGAUCCUGGUCUUGGGACUGGUAUGGCAGAUCAUCAAGAUCCAACUGACGUCGACUAUUAACUUGAAGAACCACCCAGAACUGAUGCGACUGCUACUGGACGGAGAGACGUUGGAGGAGUUCAUGAAGCUCCCGCCUGACCAGAUUUUGCUGCGAUGGAUGAAUUACCACUUGAAGGCAGCAGGUCACCCCAAGAAGGUGACGAAUUUCAGCACAGACGUGCAGGAUGCGACGGCGUACAGCGUUCUACUGCAUCAUAUCGCUCCUCAGCACUGCGACUUGUGCACGGAGUCUAUCCCAGAGGAACGUGCAGCUCACGUGAUCCAGAACGCUCGUCGUCUGGAGGUCGAGACGUUCAUCAAGCCUCGUGAUAUCACCAGUGGCAACCCGAAGCUGAACAUGUCGUUCGUGGCCCAGCUCUUCAACACCUGUCCAGCCUUGGAUGUGAUUGAGGAGGAGAUCAAACAGUUAGAGGAGAUUCUGUACGAUGACGUUGGCGACACGCGCGAAGAGCGUGUGUUCCGUAUGUGGAUCAACUCUCUGGCUAUCGACGACGUGUACAUCAACCACUUGUACUCGGACUUGAGUGAUGGCAUGAAGCUGCUCAAGGUGCUGGACAAGAUCCAGAAGGGGAUUGUGGCCUGGAACAAGGUCAACAUGGUGGCUCCCAACAAGUUCAAGCAGGUGGAGAACUGCAACUACUGCGUCGUACUAGGCAAGCAGCUCAAGUUCUCGCUCGUGAACGUUGGAGGCGCCGAUAUCUUCGAAGGCGCCAAGAAGAUGAUCCUGUCGAUCGUGUGGCAGAGUAUGCGGUACCAGCAACUUAAGAUCUUGAGUGAACUCGCAGCCGGUCGAGGCGAGAUCACGGACAAGGACAUCAUCGGGUGGGCCAACAACAAGGUGCGUCAGAGCGGCCGGGCAAAGGGCAACAUCGUGUCGUUCAGGGACCCGACGCUGUCCGACGGUCUGUAUCUGCUGGACUUGGUGCAUGCAGUGGAGCCGCGUGCCGUGAACUGGGACAUGGUCUCGCAGGACAAGACGGACGACGCCAAGUCCAGCAACGCCAAGUACGCCAUCAGUUGCGCCCAGAAGAUCGGCGCGACGGUCUUUUUGACGUACGAGGAUAUCGUGGAAGUCAAGCCCAAGAUGAUGAUGACGUUCGUGGCUAGUCUCAUGCUCGUGGACCACCAACGCGCAUAGGAAGGUUGACUUGGAUGAAUGCAGUGAAGGAGAGCUGCUAGACUACCGUAGUUGGAUUAAUCGAAAAAAAAAAAUGUUUUAAACAUGUGUUACGUACAUGGGUACAAAUA